AUGUCAAUAUUUGUAUCACUAUUUACGCCUAUCAAAUAUUUGACACAGGUGCACGGCAAGCCAGAGCUCUCAUUUUCCUUUGCGGCUUGUGGAUGGUUGAAGAUGUACCACUUUGGUGUGGCUAUGGCCCUGCAGCGUUACGAGCUCGACAAGAAAGCAAAGUUUGUUGGUAGUUCGGCGGGAGCACUUACAGCAGCGGCGAUCCUUGUUGACGUAGAUUUCAUUUCACUUAAAGAGUAUACCUUGGGUUGCAUACGAGACGUGCGCGAGCCUGUCCUAAACAUGAACGCGUUCAGGCUGAGAAAGUAUAUUGUGGACAUAGUUGACCAGAAGUUGGGUCCCAAAGAGUUUAAGCACUACCAACAGCAAUUGGAAGAGCGCAUGGAAGUGGCCGUGACAGCCUUACCUGGUUGCCAUGGUUUCCGCUACUCCAAAUACACUGAUUACGAUCACUUCAAGGAUGUGCUGUUGGCUAGCUGUACGGCACCCCCUAUUGCGGGAUUUCCGUUCGUACUUGACGGAACCCUUGUGGCUGACGGAGGUCUGGCUGAUUUCCAACCACUACUGGAUGAAAACACCAUCACCGUGUCGCCGUUCUAUUUCCAUAGGACCGAUAUCAAGCCAUCACAAUUCAUUCCUGCCUGGUGGGCGUGUUACCCAGGCACUGAGGACGAGUUUGAGCAACUGUUCCGAUUGGGUUAUGAAGAUGCUGUCACGUGGAUUGAAGCUAACGGAUACGAACGGCCGCAGAACUACGAGGCUCCCUACUGGCUGAGCGAUUGCAAGGGGGUCCAUCUCAAUGGCAAGGUUGUAGAUGAGUAUCCGGAUGACAUGCCCUUGGAACACGAACAACAGCAGCGCGAGAUGACCGACAUGAUGCGGGAUGUCGAGACGGCACUAGAGCAAGGUGCCCCUGAACAGUCGCAGUUCAUUCUGGACCAGGCCAAGAGUGCCAUUCUGCACGAGAAGUACCGUGCCAGGCACCACACCAAGCACAUCAAGAAGUACAGGCGCAGAUCAACCAUCUCUAUUCCGAGGCCAGUGGGCAACAUGUCACAGAUCCUGAAUGUUGUCUUCAUGCUGUUCAUCUUCGGCAUUGUCAAACCGCUGACGUAUCUGUUCUUGUACCUUGAACUGAUGGCCGUUACAUAUUAUGCGUUGCUCCGCUUGAUUACUCAUGAUAUAUUGCCAUUCAAGCGGCGUUCGCGUCGAACAGCAUACGAACAUUUCCUCUCGCUCUUCCGAUCGCUGAUGAGUAUACAGUUACUGGCCCGGGCUAUAGUAGGGCCCACAGUCGAUAUUGACUCAGAGAAGUUGUUCAGUCAGUCAAUAGUGUAUCGGGUCAUGAUGUUCUUCCUUUAAUUCUGCUAUAGGUAUUGAUCCGUAUGCUGAGGUACGGAAUUUUAGAUCACACCCAUUGUCAGCAGUUCCCUAGUUACCGGGCUGUCAGCUGACAUAAAUAAACAGUUCCUGCGUGCUAG
Messenger RNA from Sphaeroforma arctica JP610, 1481 nucleotides. RefSeq lists its product as hypothetical. Gene Ontology annotation, molecular function: triacylglycerol lipase activity. Gene Ontology annotation, biological process: lipid homeostasis; triglyceride catabolic process. Bases 1 to 1362 code for a protein of 453 amino acids. NCBI's taxonomy places the organism in Eukaryota, Ichthyosporea, Ichthyophonida. The record is from RefSeq and is a predicted model, not a curated record. Gene Ontology annotation, cellular component: cytoplasm; membrane; lipid droplet. The transcript has 2 exons.